AUGGUCGCCUCUGAGCUGUCGCAGGCGGCGCGGGCCGAGCAACCCCAGUCGCAGCUCGCAGCAGAGCUGAAGGACGAUGCGCCGCAGACCGUCCCGCUGGUGAACCGCGUCGGCCAGAGCAAGAGCCCCUACGUCCGCAGCCAUGCCGAGGGCAAGGUUGCGUGGCAGCUGCUCGACGACGAGACGAUUGACCGGGCGAAGAAGGAGAACAAGUUGAUCUUUCUCCACAUCGGCUUCAAGGCCUGCCACUAUUCGCGACUCACAUCUACCGAAUGUUUUACCCACUCAGAAUGCGCCAAGAUCCUGAACGAGUCCUUCAUCCCCGUCAUCAUCGACCGCGAGGAACGACCCGAGCUCGAUACUAUAUACAUGAACUACGUCCAGGCCGUUAGCGGGAACGGUGGCUGGCCGCUGAACCUCUUCCUCACCCCCGAGCUUGAGCCAGUUUUCGGCGGCACCUACUACCCCGCACCGGAGCCGAACAACGGCAGCUCCGGCGACGACGAGCGUCUGGAUUUCCUGGCUAUUCUGAAAAAGCUGCAAAAGGUCUGGAAGGAGCAGGAGGCAAGGUGCAGGCAGGAGUCGAAGGAGGUUGUGGUGAAGCUGCACGACUUCGCCGCCGAGGGAACUCUCGGGGCCACCAGUACCGUUGAGCCUGGCGUCGCAGGCUCGCAAAGUGCUACACUCGCGAGAUCUGAGACUGGCCUGGAGCACCCUGGAACGGGCAGAACCGCUGCGGUGGUAUCGAGCGAGCUUGACCUUGAACAUUUGGAAGAGGCCUACACGCAUAUUGCCGGCACUUUCGACCCUGUGUACGGCGGUUUCGGCGUUGCGCCCAAGUUCCCCACCCCGCCGAAGCUGUCCUUCUUGCUUCGUCUGCCGAGGUACCUUGCCCCUGUACAGGAUGUGGUUGGCGAGACCGAGUGCGCGCACGCAGCUGAGAUGGCUCUCUUCACGCUGCGUAAGAUUCGCGACAGCGGUCUGCGCGACCACGUCGGAGGCCACGGCUUUGCGCGGUACUCCGUUACGGCUGACUGGAGUGUGCCGCGCUUCGAGAAGCUGGUCGUACACAACGCUCUGCUGCUUGGCCUGUACCUAGAUGCUUGGCUGAUUGCUACUGGCGGCGAAAAGAACGGAGAGUUCUACGAUGUUGUGGUAGAGCUGGUGGACUACCUAACUACCGCCCCAAUCAGCUUGCCCGACGGUGGCUUUGUCUCGAGUGAGGCAGCAGACUCGUACCGUCGCGGAGACAGACACCUGAGGGAGGGGGCAUACAGCUUGUGGACAAGAAGGGAGUUCGAUUCGGUCAUCGGCGACGACCACGAGGCCGCGCUUGCCGCUUCGUACUGGAACGUCCUCGAGGACGGCAACAUCGAGCCCGACCAGGACCCGAACGACGAAUUCGUAAACGAGAACAUCUUGCGCGUCGUUAAGGAUAAGGCCGAGAUCGGACGACAGGCUGGCAUCACCAUUGACGACGUCGAGAGAGUGUUGGCUUCCGCCAAGCAGAAGCUCAAGGCCCACAGAGAAAAGGAGCGCACGAGACCUGAAGCCGAUACUAAGAUUGUUGCAGGACGUAAUGGCCUUGUGAUUGGUGCUCUGGCGAGAACAGGAUCGGCUCUGGCACCUAUUGAUGCCGACAGAAGCAAUGCAUGCUUCGAGGCUGCGAGCAAGGCUGCGGCAUUCAUCAGAGCUCAACUGUGGGACGAGAACGAGAGGAUUCUUUACAGGAUAUACAAUGAGCGCCGGGGUGACACAAAGGGUCUGGCUGAUGACUACGCACACCUCAUCGAGGGUCUGAUCGACCUUUACGAGGCUACUGGAGAGGAGAAAUGGGCUGAGUUUGCGGAUGAGCUGCAGAAGGUCCAAAUCGAUAUGUUCUACGACAGCACUUCAGUACCAGCUACGACCCCAACUUCCCCCACCGCCCGCUCCUCAUGCGGCGCUUUCUACACAACCCCCGAAAACGCCCCGCACACGAUACUCCGCCUGAAGGACGGCAUGGACACGGCGCUCCCUUCGACCAACGCCGUCUCUGUCUCCAACCUCUUCCGCCUCGGCAUCAUGCUCAGCGACGAAGCCUACACCGUCCUCGCCCGCGAGUCCAUUAACGCCUUCGAGGCCGAGAUCCUGCAGUACCCCUGGUUAUUCCCAGGCCUGCUCUCCGGCGUCGUCACGGCUCGCCUCGGCGGCGCGACAUGGGUCAUCAUCCGCAAGGAUGGCGUCAACGACGACGAGAUCGCGACGAAGCUGCUGCGAAAGCUUCACUCCGAGGCCAGGGGCGGGUUGAGGAACAUCAUUGUGUUGAAGAGUGAGGACGACGCGUUGGCGAAGAGGAGCCCUGCGCUCAAGGAGCUUGUGGCGACGCAGAAGCCUGGGGCGUACAGGCUUGAGAACGGUGUUUACCGUCCUGUUAACAGGGCUGAUGUAGCGUGA
Colletotrichum chrysophilum is the source of this 2436-nucleotide messenger RNA. RefSeq lists its product as uncharacterized. The transcript is spliced from 3 exons. The record is from RefSeq and is a predicted model, not a curated record. Gene Ontology annotation, biological process: carbohydrate metabolic process. The coding region runs from base 1 to 2436 and encodes 811 amino acids. NCBI's taxonomy places the organism in Eukaryota, Fungi, Ascomycota, Sordariomycetes, Glomerellales, Glomerellaceae.